ACGGCGGCUCCCGGCGCCGCCCGCCCCGCCCCGCCGCUCCUGCCACAGCCCAGCAAACUCUGGGGGCGCCGCUUCCCCCCGCUUGAACGACCGGUGGGCCAUCUCCUCCCGGGCUCUUCCGAACGAGUCGCGCCUCUGCCGCUUUAAAAAGCCUUCCUCCCGAGGAGCGUAAGUAGAGCGCCCCUGGGCUGCGCCGCCCGGCUCCGGACAGGGACGCGGCCGCGGGCACGCUCGGAGUCGGCGCUGGGGGCGGGAGCCCGCCCGGGGCCUCUGCCCGCUCGCCGUGUCCCCCGGCCGUGGGAUGGGCGCCAGGGAAGGGCAGGGCGGAGCCGAGCCCGCUCAUCCUACCGAGGAGGAGUCGCGGCAGGGGCCUUACUGCUCCUGAGGGACCCUGCCGCGGGUGUCCCUCUGUUGCUGCCCCACCGAGGGAACCGUCUGCAGGCAGCGGCGCUCGCAGAGGGGACGGUAACUGAGCCUGGUGUGGCAGGGAGAAGUGUCCAAACAUCACCAAAUAACUCAGAAGAUGCAGUGGAGGACAAAACAACAAGUAUUAAUAUCCAGGGUAGUUGUGUAGGGACGUGUAAUAUCUUCCUUAAAAGUUGCCACUAACAUGUGAACAUUGAUGUGCAUUUCCAGCCAGUUUUGUGCUUGGAGUAAAGUCCUAAAUAUAAAGCAGAGCCAGAAUUUCUUUCAACGUUGUAAGUGGUGCUGCACAGAAUGAUGGAGCUCAUGAGCAUAACCCGAGAUGGUUUUGGGGUUCCUUGAGGUGAGCUCCGAGUUAUCUGGCCCAUAGAAACACUUUGUACUGAUCGUGGGGAAAACGGCCGGGUGGCCUCCCUGCAUUGACCAGACUGUUACCUCACUCUCUUCACGUCUUUGGUCUGAGAGUUAUCAAAACAUGCCACUCACUUGUUCACUUAAGAUUCACAAGUGAUGCAAAGUAUUGAGAUUAAUAAAUAUUCUUAGGAAGGUAUGAAGCUUGAUGAAGUAAAAAUUUGCCAGUGUUAUAAGCAAUAUAGUUGUUUCAUUUGUGUCUUUUUUUUUUUUCCUGUAGGCCAAAGAUAUUUGGGUUCAUUGCUGAGUCACUGAAGAAAUCGUAUAAGCCUAGCAUAUUAUUAGAAAUCCUUAUUGUGUUAGGUCUUUAAGACACUGACAUAGAUACAAAAAAUGAAUUGAGCUGAAUAGUCAGAGAUACUAGAAGCAUUUACCUCUUUUAUAUAAAGGGAAAUGAGAGAAUCCUGCAGGAACAUUUUAGAAUUAGACUAGAAAAAUGUAAAUUGUUUCCAUAGGACAAAAGUGUACUUUAAGGAGUAACAGGAUCUGCCUUGCAGUUACUUUAACUUGCUGGAAGUCCUUUCAGACAGAUACUCAAACGUUGGAGUCCCUGCUUCUCUGCAGUGAAAAAGGGUCUUGAGCCUUUGAAGGCUCAUCUUUGUAUAUCUGGGGUGGGGGGCGGGACACUCCUCACGGUGCAGUUUUUAGAUCUGCGUGGCUGGUGGUAUGUGGGCACCUGAAAGCUCUGUCUCAUUCAUGCUUCACUCACUCGGGAUGUAGGACUGCUGCCCUCAUGCUCCACGGCUGUUCCGCAGUCCCCGGGUAGCUCCACACCCUUCACACCUUUCAGCUUUACCGGUAAGUUGCUGUCUUUUCCUUCCUGUGUAGAGCUCUAAGACGGCAUCUGAGUAUUUUGGGGUAGAAAAGAGGUUGCUUUUUGUUCCUGUUUUUCUCCUGUGGCUAAUGUAUUAGAGCAGGAGUUCCAGCAGGGAAGAGAGGAGUUUAACAGGUGGGGUGUAGCUCUCCUUCUGGGCUCAGAUCUGCACUCCUCGCACUUUUCCUUUACUCAGGCCAAACUUUCACUCAGAGGUCAAGUGGAGUCAAGAAGUCAAAAGAAGUUUUGCCUGGGAUUUAAGGAGGAGGCUCCAUAGCAGUAAAGUAAGUUCAAGGUUAGAAAUCUGAAACAAUGGGUGACUGGAGCUUUCUGGGGAGACUGUUAGAGAAUGCGCAGGAGCACUCCACGGUCAUUGGCAAGGUUUGGCUGACGGUACUGUUUAUCUUCAGGAUCCUGGUGCUGGGGGCUGCUGCUGAGGAGGUCUGGGGAGACGAGCAGUCGGACUUUACAUGCAACACUCAGCAACCCGGUUGCGAAAAUGUUUGCUAUGACAAAGCCUUCCCCAUUUCUCACAUCCGCUUCUGGGUGCUGCAGAUCAUUUUUGUCUCCACUCCAACCCUCAUCUACCUGGGCCAUGUCCUGCACAUUGUACGCAUGGAGGAGAAGAGGAAAGAGAAGGAGGAGCUGAAAAAGAAGGGAAGCAGCAAAGACGGCAACUACCCAGUAGCAGCAGCAUCUGGCAGUGGUGGUGGAGGAGGCAGCAACAAUGUCAAAGAUCAAUCUAUUGUCAAAAGGGGGAAAGAGAAGCUCCCAAUCCGUGAUGAACGUGGUAGAAUCCGUAUGGGGGGUGCCUUGCUCCGUACCUAUGUCUUCAAUAUAAUUUUCAAGACGCUGUUCGAGGUGGGCUUCAUUGUUGGCCAGUACUUCCUAUACGGCUUCGAGCUAAAGCCAGUUUACCAGUGCAGCCGCUCACCUUGUCCACACACUGUGGACUGCUUCAUCUCGAGGCCCACUGAGAAGACCAUCUUCAUCAUCUUCAUGUUGGUGGUGGCCUCAGUCUCCCUGCUGCUGAACAUGCUUGAGAUAUAUCACUUGGGGUGGAAGAAGCUUAAGCAGGGCAUGACGAGCCAGUACAUCCUAGAGAUGCCUGUCGCAACAAUGACACCAGUUAUGGUAACGGGGGAGUCCAAACCUGUUUCCCUGCCACCACCAGCACCACCUGUGGUGGUCACAACUGCCACGCCGGCCCCUGUUCUGCCUGACACCCGCGCUGUCACACCACUGCUGGCCCCGGUGACCAUGGCAUCGUACUAUGCUACAGCUGCUCCAAGACCACGGCCCCCCUCCAACACGACGUCCAUGGCAAGCUACCCUGCUGCUCCACAGGUUCCUGAGGAGAGGCACCGUGCUGUGACUCCCACACCCAUCUCCACUCCCGUCACCAUCCCGACCCCCAUCCCCACGCCCACGCCAGCCGUCAUCAACUACUUCAACAGCAGCAGCCGUGCCCUGACAUCCGAGCAGAACUGGGUCAACGUGGCAGCUGAGCACCAGGGGAAGGUUUCCUCCAGCUCAGCAGGCUCCUCGACCCCCAGCAGCGUCCGGCAUCCCCUUCCUGAGCAGGAAGAGCCGCUGGAGCAGCUACUCCCACCCCCAGCUGUGCUGCCCAUUGCCGCAGCCAACAGUGGCAGCAGCACCAGCCUGAGUGGGGCAAGCGGCAGCAGGUGGGAUGUGGAGGGCGAGGUGGAGCUGUCGAGGCCGCGGCCCAUCUCGGCUGCCUGCACCACGGUGGAGAUGCAUGAGCCACCACUGCUCGUAGACACGCGGCGCUUGAGCAGGGCCAGUAAGUCGAGCAGCUGCAGAGCCCGGUCAGACGACCUGGCCGUGUAAGGUGGUUGCCCUGCUCGGGGGAGCAGGUGGUGGAAGGUGGAGUGGGCAGGGGAACUGCCCGGGGAGGCCAGGCCUGGCGUGGGUGAGAAGGCCUGGGCUUCAAACUUAGACGCUUGCUGUUUUUGCACUCUGUGAGUUGUAGUGGGGGAAAUUAUCAACAUUUUCUAAUAGGUCAGGGGUGACCGAAGCGCAGCCCGUGGGCCGGGGGAGCAGUCCCACUUUCCUUCAUGCUCACGGCAGAUCCCUCGAGGGCAGCCGUAGGGAAGGCCUGCACGGGUGACAAGUGGCAAUGGUAGCUGGUCAUGUGCCCUGAGGCUGACUUUCUUCUGAGAAAAAUGUCAAUAUCCCUAGUGCCCGUGCACCUGGCUGUCAUCUCCCUCUAGCCCUCACCUUGACUUCAGCUCUUUCCCAGAAGCUCUACGUGAGUAGAUGCAAUGACUUACUUUCUUCCUCAUAAAUUUUACGUAGCCCUGUGGCAAACAUCAGGGUGGUCUAUUGCCUCUUGGCAAUUGUUGGGUCUAUGGACCAACUUGCCAUGUUAAAGAUAACACAGUUUCUUCCAUAUAACGUGACUUAAUGAAGCCAUUGUGUUCAUGGCAAGUCACCAAUGCGGUCCUCGGCCAGGCAAAGUUUAGGGAACCCCUGGAAUAGAAUUUUGAGGUUCUUCUUUCCAUAAUUUUUUUUUUACUCUUGACCUGUUAGGAAGUGUUUGGUUUAACCUUCUAUCCAGUGUUUGCCAGCUAUGAUCACACCAUGUUUAUAAGCCUGCAAAUAUGUUUGAGCAUGUUUGACUAUAAUUUUAGCUGACUCCUAAAAUUGCUUACAGGAGGACAGGAAUUCAAAUCAUACCUCAAAAAUUACUACACAGAACAAUUUCUCUUCAGAAAGCAAGGAUUAUGAUUUCAAAACACUGUGGCCCCAUAUAUUGCCCGUGGAGAAACAAUCAGGAUAAAGUAUAGCUCUGCAUUUUAAGCUAUUAGAUAUCAGCUUAAGUUUGUUGGAAAAAAUGCUUUUUAGAAGUAAAUUUGAGUGCUUAUUUUUAAGUAUUUGAACAUUUUGAGAAUAAUCCGUAGGUUUAAAGUUACUUGACUGUGCACUUAAUAAUUUUAGUUUGAUCUUUGAUCUUACAAGAAAAUGUAAGAGGAGAGAAACUGACUAAUGGUGAAAUUCCCAAAGCAACAUUAUUUCCUGUUGUGUACCCUUUAAUAUCAAUCUGUAGUGUGUUUAGGUCAGUGAAAACAGACUUAGAUAAUACUGUAUUGCAGAAAAAGUGGCUAAAAUAUCUGGGCAACAUGGUGGCUGAGGGGUCUAUCCUGAUCUAACUGAAGUCACUUUCAGAAUUUCCAUUCAGUUUAAUAAGGAGCAAGAUUUGGGAAUGGAUCUUGAAGGCCUUACUCAAGCAAGACUAACAUUCUCAAGAAGUUAUGGAAGCCAGAAGAAAUUGAGAUUUUGGGCCUUAGAAAAGACAUUGAAAUCCUGCUUUUGGAAAAUGUGUGUGCCCCUCAAAAAUGCGUGAAGGAAAGUAUUGGUUUUUGUUUUUUUUUCUAAGGUGAAGCUUUCCUUUCAACAGGCUCGGUCCUUUUUUCCCCUCCUUAACAAGAUGUUAGAAUUCUGCAUGCCUGAAUAGGCUGAGGAGAGUUUUGGUACAAAAGGAAUACAGAAUUAGGCCCAGCUUCUGUUUUAAGCAAAAUCCAAAAGAACUAAAGCUUGGAGUCAGUCCUGUUGCUGCUAUAAAUCGAAAGUACUGUAACUGGAAAAGAGCAAUCAAACAGACUGGGAUAGCCCUUUGCAUCUUCAAAGUGUUUGGCCUGGCAGUGCAGUCCUUACUCAGGCUAAGCAGAGUCAGCCUGUUGCAAGCAGUUAACAUUACCAGUUAUUUCUGCUGUUAGAUGUUUUCCUGAGUGUGCUUAUUUUAUUCAACAGCCAAAAUAUAUUCCCACAACUCAAUAUUAAACAUUUUUAUCUCUUUCUGAGUAAUCACAAAGAGCUUCUCAUAAUCAGAAGCACUGUUCUCCAACCUUUGGGCAUGUUGUCUCGUGACUUCCUUGUCCUGCUUGUGUUGAACCAGGUGAGGAGAAGUCCUUCUGCUGCCAUGGAUCUUAAGGGCAUCCACUGCAUUAAAAUUUGAUGUGUAGUAGAACAAUAAAGGUAUUUAUUAUUAGGCAUUCAGCUUCAGGCAUGCUUUCAUGGAUUUUCUGUGUUAUAAGCCAUAAAAACCCUUCCUGCAAGAAAACUAAAAGCCAUGUUCUGCUUUCUAUUGUAACUAUGCAACUAUGCUGAACAUAGACUAAAGUUGAUGAAGUUGCCUAGAUAUAAACAAAGGCAGACAUUAAGAUUCAAAAUCUUUAAAUUUACUAGAAUCUACAGUAGCAGUUUUGUAAGUUUUGAUAAAUGCCAGUUAACUACAUUGCUGAAAUAAUGCAAUAUCUGCAACUCUGUAUUUUAAUACAUCAGAGUUUAUGGGCUACAUUUUCCUCUGUACUAUGCUUCCGAAGCAUGAAGUCAAAGUCUUUCUGGAGUGUAUUUAUAUAAACCAGACCACCUGGAAUGUGUGCUUUUUUAUAUCACUUCCCGAGAGCAAAACUGAUGUUGUUUGAUGGGGCUCUGCAUCUUGCAGCCCUUACUUUAGUAUUUCCCUCACAGAGUGUGUCCUACAGGAUUGCAUCCAUAUUGUAUAUAAAAAAUAGUAAGAGAGAGAUUUAACUUAGGAUCAACUGAGACCUAGGCUGACCUUUUCAAAUUAAUGUGUGUGGUUAGACCUGCAGAAAGUUCGGAUGCUUUUGUGGAAUAUAUGGUAUUUUCAGCCGGAGUAACUACUGGAAAGCUCUAAAAGAUGAUUUUUCCUGUUAGGUGAAGCUCGGGGGGAGAAAUGUAACUCUAUUGCAACCCCUAAGAGAAGUCUGAGAGAGCAGCCUCUGCAUCCAGGCAGUCCUGGUCUGAGAAAGCAAAGCUACAACUCACAGGUUGCACUUUUAAGAUCAGCUUAAGUUCCAUCACGUAACUAUGCAGCGUCUUCAUUGCCUACAGUUUCGUUUGGAGUCUAGUAACUGUUUCUUCAUUUAAACCCAGGUUACUGUUUUGCCAGAACUCCUCCUUAGUGCUUACAACUGCUUGUAGUUGCCACAUCACAUCUGGAUUCAGAUUUGUUGAAAGAGAAAUCGUGCUGGUGUGGCCAAUUUUGAGGACUUUAGUCUUUACUCAUGAACAGUCACUGAAUUCCACAUCCUGUGAGUCAAGUGCCCAAUUCUAUGCAGAAUUCCACAGUUGUAGAAAAUAUGAGCAAACACCCACUGACUUGAGGGACAGAGUUUAUUGGCAAAAAAUUAUCUGACUCUUUCACAUCACUUAAUUACAAAGUUUCAUGGGAACUGGUAGCAAGUGAUACCCUGAUUUAGCCUCAUCAUGUGGCUGUUCAAGCCACAAUUCUGAAAGACCUCAGGUGCACAGCUAAGUUGAAACCUGUAGGAAAGUUAUCACAAAAGCAAAAGUCAGAACAGAAUCAUGCCUGAUAUUAAGCAGACCAAAAAAAAAGACCCACUAAUUUUUGCUCUUUGAAUAGAAUAAUUGUGGGAAAACUUGUCCUCUCUCUUACUUGAAGUUGAAAAAUAUGCUGAGGUAAACUAUGGAACAGAAAACUGAAAAAAGAUACUCUUUGAACAAGUUACCAGGUGUACUACUCUUUUUGCAGUAUGUUUGUUGUUCGAAAAGGCACUUAGAGCUAAUGAAAUGCCUGACAUUUUGCGGCUCUUAAAUUAUUUUCUGGUAUGAAUAUGUAAGUGUAGGAUCAGUAAAAUAAUGAAAGCAAGUCUUAAAGAUCAGAUCACUAUUUAGGUCCUUUCUUGGUUAGGCAUGGGAUCUCCUCUUCAGCUGCUACAAACUGUUGUAUUCCGCUGAGUUCAUGUGGGUGACAGCAGUCUGCAGGAGCAGAGUGUUGAGCCCCCAGGUCUUUUUCUUUUAUACAGACACUAACACCAUGGAUUUGAACAGGCUGGGGUUUUCUUUAAUUCCAAAUGUUUUACUUUGAUUUUUCUUGUGAAAAGUGUGCUCUUGUAAUUUUGAUUUUCUGAAGUUUACAUUCAGUUUUUGAUUUCAGAUUGCACAUUUGGAUGAAAUAAACUGCUUUCUGAGUUUACAUUUGUAUAAGAAGUAAAAGAAUGACUCUGCCAAUCUGUUAAACAUGAGAGAAAUGUCUUACUACAACACAGGAACUCUUCAGACAUAAGCAGUACCAUUAAAUUUAACUGAUCACUGAUGCACAGUAUCAGCUUUCUCUGUGCAAUUAAAAUAUGGGUGUUGGAUAUAUAUAUGUAUCUCCAGGGAUAUAUAUAUAUAUAUAUAUAUAAAAAAAUAUAUAAAUAUAUAUAUAUAUAUAUAGGGAGCACACCAUGGAAAAAUACUUUUCAUCAUUAAUUCAAUUAUUGCCAAAUAAACUAAGGUUCACUGUUGUUCAUAUGCCUUCCUGUGUGUUUAGAGCUUCAAUGACAAAAAUUAGUUGUGACAUAUGUCCUUUACAAGCUAAAUUUACAGCCUGGUUUGAAAUUCCAAACAAAGUACUUGUGAAUAAACACUGCACUGUUAUACUGUAGAAGGUUUUACAAAAAAAAUAUUGUUUUUCUUUCUAGGCAAAAAUACGGUUCUGAGCCUGCAAAUAUGAUUUCAUGCAAGUUACUUUAACUUUUGCAAAUAAGACCAUUAAAAGCAAUGGGACUAUUUGUAUAAACUAAAAACACUGAUGUGAUAAAGAAAUUGUAGAUUUGCAUUUUAAGUUUGCUGUAAGAUGCCAAUCUAAUUCUAGAGUUUUCAGUUCUUGAAGAGUUAUGCAAGAUGUGUGAGCAUAUUUUAAGGUGGAGAGUGCAUUGCUAUUUGCAUUGCCACUGUUUCUCACAGUUAAAGGGUUCUAAAGCAUAAGGAAACUUACUCAGAACUUUCUUGUUGCUUUCUGGAUGUUUGUCUUUUACAUGACAGAAUCUGACAAAAAACAUAGCAAGUUUUCUGGGCAGUCAGGAACUUGUACUAACAAUAAAACCAGCAAACACUUAAAAGUACUGUCUUCAGAAAAGUGCCUUGUAUAUUAAAUUCUGUAAGAAGCAAAUUGAUGUAAACGUUAAUUUACCUCAUAUGUUUACAAAAUUGUGACUAAAUAAACUUUUUGUACCACA
Molecule: messenger RNA, 8658 nt
Organism: Parus major (Great Tit)
Lineage: Eukaryota; Metazoa; Chordata; Aves; Passeriformes; Paridae
Gene: GJA3
Product: gap junction protein alpha 3
Exons: 2
Coding region: 1961-3499 (512 amino acids)
Biological process (GO): cell communication
Cellular component (GO): connexin complex
Source: RefSeq, a predicted model, not a curated record